This is a messenger RNA of Acipenser ruthenus (sterlet), 1617 nucleotides long. Its product is annotated as DNA fragmentation factor subunit beta-like. NCBI's taxonomy places the organism in Eukaryota, Metazoa, Chordata, Actinopteri, Acipenseriformes, Acipenseridae. Gene Ontology annotation, cellular component: nucleus; cytoplasm. The coding region runs from base 110 to 1108 and encodes 332 amino acids. Gene Ontology annotation, biological process: apoptotic process; apoptotic DNA fragmentation. Gene Ontology annotation, molecular function: DNA endonuclease activity. The record is from RefSeq and is a predicted model, not a curated record. The transcript is spliced from 7 exons.
ACUGAGCAUGCGUAGUCCAAACUCAUAGUUCAGUAAGCGGAAGUGUGUGUUAUUGUUGAGUCGUUCUUUUUUGAAAGCACAAAGAACAGGGAACCUUCAAUAGUUGGGGAUGUUCGGACUUUUUAAGACACCUAAGUGUGUCAAACUCCGGAGUGUCGAUAACGAGCAGAAAUAUGGAAUAGCAGCAACAAGCAUGAAAGAACUUCUUAAGAAAGGAUGUAAAAUAUUCCAGCUCCGCCCUGCUGGUUGCCGUGUGUGUUUGUACGAAGAUGGAACUGAACUUACUGAAGACUACUUCCGCAAUCUCCCUGACAACACACAACUAAUCCUACUCACCAAGGAGCAGGCGUGGAGUGGCUGUAUCUGUGACAUAAGCCUUUUGUUAGGCUCUUCCAACAAACAGACCACCGACCACCUCAUUGAGUCGGCAAAGAGCCUCCUGUCUGAUGAAAAUGCACCAAAGAGACGUAAGAUACUGCAGGAAUUAAUUCACAACCUGAGUGACAAUGCAGAGGCUGAGGACAGAGAGUGUGACAAAGACUGGUUUAAAGGUAUUGAUUCCAGGUUUAAGACUAAAUCGGAUUACAUGAAAUACAACUGUGCGAGUAGAGUGCGUGGCUACUUGAAGGAGGUUAAAGACUAUACUGGGGUAAGUCCCAAGGUGCAGGGUGAAUACCAGAGGAUUGUGGCUACCAUGGUAGAACAGCUGAAAACUGUGAAGUACAACGGCUGUUAUUUUGACAGGAGAGAAAAGGAUGACAGUCUGUGCACCCAGGAGGGCUGGUUUUCCUGUCAGAGUGCAUUUGAUGCAGAGAAGUGCCCGUCUUUUCAUUCUAUUAAUCCCUAUGGAAACCGUGAGAGUAGAAUCCUCUUCAGCACCUGGAACCUUGAUCACAGGAUUGAGAAGAAACGUGCAAUCAUUCCUACCCUGGCAAAAGCAGUGGAAAACCGGAACGGCAGAGAAAUCAACUGGGAGUAUUUCUACAGCUUACUGUUUACCCGGGAAAACCUCAAACUUGUGCACAUCGCUUGCCAUGAGAAAACGUGUCACAAUCUGGAGUGCGACGGGAGCAAAGUGUAUACUAAAGGAAAACGCCGUAGACAGUGAACGACCGAGGCGUGAAGCAAAAGCCUUUUAGCUGGAUUUUCAAAUGCCAAUGAAGUUAUGUAGGCUUGUCAUUGAACCCUACAAGCAAAUCUUAGGGAUACACAUUAUUUUAAAGGAGUGUUGAAAGUGGUUUUUAUAUUUUUAAAAUCAAAGUGGCCUUAAACUAUGUGGUCAAUAACUAAACAUUAAGCCAGUUUACAUUCAGUAGCUAAUCAUGAGCCAAAUUUCCAAAAAGUGCCAUUUGUGUUUUACAAUGUUAUGAAGUCUUAUUAAAAAAAAAAAAAAUUAUGUGUUCCAAUGCUGACUGAUCAUGUAUACAUUAUAUUUCUAUUACUUUUUAUGAAGUGAAUUAUGUUUAGAUAUUUUUCAUUUAGUUUUUAAAUACAAUCUAGCAGAGAAAAAAGGACAAGCUCAUAGAUUGCAACAAUCUGGUGAAAUAGAGCUUCAAAAACUAAAAACAGGAAAGUUGUUUUUAAAUUAUGCAUUGAAAAUAAAAAGAGAAAUCGCUA